AUGGCAACAGUAGGCAAACAUCAGUACAGGUUACGUGAACCAUUUAGUGCAUUGAAUGUACUUAUUGAAAAUUGGGGAAUUUCAUCUCUUUAUUGGGACUCACAAGAUAAUCAACAAACUAAUAAACGGACAACUACCAGUGAUGUGACUGAAAGUUUUAAUCACAGUAAACCCACUAUUGUACAAGACAAAAGACAUCGAAUGCGUAGGAGAACAACGAGCAGCACUUCCAAUACAGAACUACACACAAAAGAUAAACAACGAACUCCAAUAAAUAAUAACGAUAUGGGAGAAAAUUUUAAUAACGGUAACAAAACUAUUCGUAAGAAAACAAAAAGACCCACUUUCAACACAACACUAUACGAAUUGGUAUUCAUAAGCACAUACGCUACAAAUAUAGAAACCCCAACAUCCCAAACGACGGCUUCAAUAAUAUUAACGACAGUUACAACAGAAACAUUAAAAGGGUUGUCGAUUGAAUAUAUCUCUAAGUCACUUCACUUAAUAAAGUCAACACAAGUUAAAAAAAUCAAGCCAAUUCUUAAUAAAACCUUAUCAGCAAUAACUACGGCGGAGACAAUACCACCAUCAGAUAUUUCAUUAUAUUCGCCAAAAUUUUCACACACAUCGAAGAGUACUUUCGAAACUUCAAUUUCAAAUAAAACAUUCUUAGCAGAAACAUCAAUGGAGUCGUCUAUGAAAUUUGUUUUUGAACCCCUUACUUCAACGGCGGUAAUUAAAGUUGAAGAAACUUUACGACCCUUAAACGUUACGUCGUCACCAAUGGUUUCGGCAUUGACAACAUCUACAUUUGUUUCUCAAUUAUAUUCCCCAAUGUCUUCACUUACAUCGCAAAGCACAUUCGGGUCUCAGAUUUCACUGAGUUCGGUUACAACAGUAUCCAUAUUGGGAUCGUCGACUGAACAUACCUCUAGAUCAAUAAGUUUAAUGACAUCAUCUCAAGAUGAAGAAACUGAGACUUCUGUUAAUAUAACAUUGUCAGCGAUAAUCUCGAAGAGGACUAUAUCACCUACUAAUUUUUUAUUAUAUUCGCCAAUAAUUUCAUAUACAUCUGGAACAUUGCUUGGGUCUUCAGUUGCAAAUAUAAUGAGGUUACCAGAAACAUCAAUGAAGUACUCAUCGGAAUUUAUUUCAGAACCUUUUAUUUCAACAGCGUUAAUUGAAGGUGAAGAAACUGGACGUCCUCUAAAUAUCACAUCGCCAUCAUUGGCAACGUCUACAUUUGUUUCUUUAUUAUAUUCACCAAUGUUUUCAUUUACAUCAGAAACCACUUUCGGUUCUCAAGAUUCACUAACAACUGUUACAACAGAAUCUACAUUGGAGUCUUCUACUGAAUUUAUUUCUAAAUCAAUAAGUUUAAUGACGUCAACUCGAGUUGAAGAAACUGAGACUUCUGUUAAUGAAACAUUGUCAGCGAUAUUUCCGACGACGACUCUAUCACCUAUUGAUACUUCAUUAUAUUCGCCAAUAUUUUCAUAUACAUAUGGAACAUCGUUUGGGUCUUCAGUUUCAAAUAUAACGAGGUUACUAGAAACAUCAAUGGAGUUCUCAACGGAAUUUAUUUCAGAACAUUUUAUUUCAACAGUGUUAACUGAAGGUGAAGAAACUGAACUUCCUCUAAAUAUCACAUUGUCAUCAAUGAUUUUGGCAGCGACACCAUCUACAUUUGUUUCUCAAUUUUAUUCACCAAUGUCUUCACUUACAUCGGAAACCACUUUCGGUUCUCUGGAUUCAUUAGCAACUGUUACAACAGAACCCAUAUCAAAGUCUUCGACUGAAUCUAUUUCUAAAUCAAUAAGUUUAAUGACGUCAACUCAAAUUGAAGAAACUGAGCAUUCUGUUAAUAAAACAUUGUCAGCGAUAAUUUCGACGAGGACUAUAUCACCUACUAAUACUUCAUUAUAUUCGCCAAUAAUUUCAUAUACAUCCGGAACAUCGCUUGGGUCUUCAGUUUCAAAUAUAACGGGGUUACCAGAAACAUCAAUGGAGUACUCAACGGAAUUUAUUUCAGAACCUUUCAUUUCACAAGCGUUAAGUAAAGGUGAAGAAAGUAAGCGUCCUCUAAAUAUAACAUCGUCAUCAAUGAGAUCGGCAUUGACAACGUGUACAUUUGUUUCUCUAUUAUAUUCACCAACGGUUUCAUUCACAUCAGAAACCACUUUCAGUUCUCAAGUUUCACUAACAACUGGUACAACAGAAUCCGUAUUGGAGUCUUCGACUGAAUUUACCUCUAGAUCAAUAAGUUUAAUGACGUCAACUCAAGUUGAAGAAACUGAGACUUCUGUUAAUGAAACAUUGUCAGCGAUAUUUUCGACGAAGACUAUAUCACCUAUUGAUACUUCAUUAUAUUCGCCAAUAUUUUCAUAUACAUAUGGAACAUCGUUUGGGUCCUUAGUUGCAAAUAUAACGGGGUUACCAGAAACAUCAAUGGAGUACUCAACGGAAUUUAUUUCAGAACCUUUUAUUUCAACCGCGUUAACUGAAGGUGAAGAAACUGAACUUCCUCUAAAUAUCACAUCGUCAUCAAUGAUUUUGGCAGUGAGACCAUCUACAUUUGUUUCUCAAUUAUAUUCACCAAUGUCUUCACUUACAUCGGAAACCACUUUCGGUUCUCUGGUUUCAUUAUCAACUGUUACAACAGAACCCAUAUCAAAGUCUUCGACUGAAUCUAUUUCUAAAUCAAUAAGUUUAAUGACGUCAACUCAAGUUGAAGAAACUGAGACUUCUGUUAAUAAAACAUUGUCAGCGAUAUUUUCGACAAAGACUAUAUUAUCUACGGAUACAUUGAUAUAUUCGCCAAUAAUUUCGUAUAUAUUAAAAACCUCUUUUGGAUCUUCAGUUUCAAAUAUAACGGCGUUACCAGAAACAUUAAUUAAGUCGUCAACGGAAUUUUCUGAAGCCCUUAUUACAACAGCGUUAACUGAAGUUGAAGAAACUAAACGACCUCUAAAUAUUACAACGUCAUCAAUGAUUUCGGCAAUGACAACAUCUACAUUUGUUUCUCAAUUAUAUUCACCAAUGUCUUCAUUUACAUCGCAAACCACUUUCGACUAA
Messenger RNA from Teleopsis dalmanni, 3075 nucleotides. Its product is annotated as putative GPI-anchored protein pfl2. The record is from RefSeq and is a predicted model, not a curated record. Bases 1 to 3075 code for a protein of 1024 amino acids. The transcript has 4 exons. Lineage: Eukaryota; Metazoa; Arthropoda; Insecta; Diptera; Diopsidae.